Messenger RNA from Tetranychus urticae (two-spotted spider mite), 878 nucleotides. RefSeq lists its product as uncharacterized. The record is from RefSeq and is a predicted model, not a curated record. NCBI's taxonomy places the organism in Eukaryota, Metazoa, Arthropoda, Arachnida, Trombidiformes, Tetranychidae.
UUUAACCAUGCAUCGCCCAUGUUUUUAAAACAUCUUUCAAAAACUCCUCAUUUUGAAAACUCAACUUUAAAGUAAAACAUCUUUUCCAUCAUUUUUUCACUUCUAUUUCAAAUUAUACGAGAUGCCGCCAAGUGAUAAAGUUACGAUAAAAGUAAAAAUAUUGGAGGAAGAAUACCAUGAAAUUACAAUUGACUGGUCCGAUGGACAGACUGCCUUACAGAGACAGCAAAGUGUAUUUAGAAAGCUGCAAUCCAUCACAGGAAUUCCUAUUGAGUACUCUUAUUUUUUAAUCUUUGCUAUACCAGAAGAAAGAGUUGGAUGGUCCGUAUUUUACAACUCAGAUUUUAAAUUAAAAAGCCAUGGAACUUUGACAGAUGACGAUCGUUUCAAUAAAGAAAAGGUGAUGUCUAUAAUUGAAAAUGGCGAUGAAUUCAUUAUUUGUUCGGAUUUACGUUGCUCGGAUGACAAACAUCUCUAUUGUUUUUAUACAUUGAUCCAUACAGACUUCCUGGAUGAAACAGAUUGUUCCGAAGCUAUCUGUCACCACAAAGAAAGCAGAGCUUUUACAAAUCGCAGAGCGCAACUAGUCGCAGAUGAAGCGUUGAAUGGUCAAUUGAACUGUCUGCUUCCCAACAACAGAUCAGGGAAUGAGCGUGAAUGGGUUAACAUUUACUUGCGUUUAAAUAUUUAUCAAUUCAUUGUUGCAGUUUGCAAGCAACACGAACCCUUUCGCCAAGAAAAUUCGGGUUUUAUGCUCGAACAAGGUGAUUCACGUGCACGCGGAUAAUUUCCAUCGACAAUUGUUUGAGUGAACCCAAAUAUCAGCUAUUUUGCAUUGAUUAUUAAAUUUAUCAAUUUGUAUUUUUAUUAUUAAGAAA